ACUCCACUAUUGCCGCUGAUAUCUUCUUCACCCAUAUCCGGAUCACUUCCGGCACUACGUCACUUCCUUCCAUCGAUACACCAAUCACAGUCCAGUGUUGUCAACCUGCCUUCCAAAACAUGAAAACUCGCGGCUCGUACUUCCGGAAACAGGAAGUAUUUAAGCCCCGCCUUGUUUAUUAUGCAGCAUUUAGGUCAUUGCUAACCGAUUCCCGGAUGUCUUUCUGUUUGGCCUAUAACACACGAUAUAAGUCACAGAAUAUUACGCCAUUUUACACACAAAACCUUAUAUAAGAAGGAUUAGAAAACGUCAUCCAUAGCUCUUUCGUAGCUAGGGCUGUUCGAGACCUAGAAAUUUUGGAGUCGACUCCGAUUCUGAUUCUGUUUCCAUAGCUUUUAGGAAUCGAUUCGAAAACUUACAAUGGUUUAUUUACUUCACGGAAGCACAAUUAAAACGCUAAACAGGCAGAAUAUCCUGUGUAAUAUCGAUUAACCGGUCAAAUACAUGUUUGCUGCUUUUGUACUUGACCUUCAGCCUAAACUCAGUAAAGAACCGACAUUCAAGCUUCGGAAGCGGCUCCCUACUCCCAAUGCCUGGAAUCGGAGAGUCGACUCUCAUUGGAAUCGAUUCCCAGCUCCGUUUAUAUGCAAUAACAAUAGUCGUACAGGUUCAUCUGUCAUAAGCAGCAUGAUAACGCUCCUGAGCUUCUGGUGACUCGGUGGGCGCCAUGCAGAGACGCCACAGUAGUAAUACAGAUGGCAUGCCAACUGAAAGGAACAGGAGUCAAACGCUCGGGUCCGAGAGCAGUCUGGAUGAAGGAGGUGUGUUUGAUUGUUUAAAGCCCGAGUCUUCCACCUCGCCCCAGCAGCUCUUCUCAGGCCUGGUGGGCGUGUCUGCCAGUUCCGUGACCUCGGCCCCGUUCCAGGCUGCUGGACUCGUCCUCGGGUCUCCUCCCGAGGUCUUCAUCCAGAUGACUACUUUGUCGCGGGAGGACGGCUCUCACCGGGCAGAGAAUGCAGCGUUUCUUCCUCGCCCUGCCCAGCACCAUCAUCAUCACCACCAUCAUCAUUUCCACCAGUCGGGGCAGCACCGCUCCGCCCUGCUUCAUUCAGCGUCCUCGGCUGAGAGACGGAGCAGCAGGGAUGAUGGAGGAGACGACGCGUCUGCUCCGGCUCCUGCUCUGUCCGAACUGAAAGCUGUGGUCACGUGGCUGCAGAGAGGAUUCCCCUUCAUCCUCAUCCUCCUCAUUAAAGUCUGUUUCCAGCACAAACUCGGUAUUGCCGUGUGCAUUGGCAUGGCCAGCACGUUCGCCUUCGCUAAUUCAACUCUAAAGCACCAGGUGUCGCUACGGGAGGAGAGGUCCAGCUUUGUUGCUGUUUGGAUUCUGGUGUUUCUAGCAGGCAACAUUGUGUAUGUGUAUUACACGUUCAGUGCUGAGGAGCUGCACAACAGUCUGAUAUUCGCCAAGCCGAACAUUAACAGUUAUGAUUUCUUCGACCUGAUCUGGGUGGUCGGAAUCACCGACUUUGUGCUCAAGUACUUCACCAUGGCUGUCAAGUGCCUCGUUCUCUUCCUACCCAAAAUCCUCCUGGCUUUCAAAUCCAGAGGAAAGCUUUAUCUGCUUAUCGAAGAGUUCAGUCAGCUCUUUCGUGCUCUGGUGCCCAUCCAGAUGUGGUACAAGUACAUCAUUGGCGAGGAUCCAUCCAGCAGCUACUUCCUGGGUGCAGCGUUGAUUAUCAUAUACAGCCUGUGCAAGUCAUUUGACCUCUGUGGAAGACUAUCAGGUAUUCGGAAAGCCUUCGCCGUGCUCUGUAGCUCGCAGAGUUACGGUAUGAGGGCCAGCACGCAGCAGUGCAGUGAGGCAGGAGAUGUGUGUGCAAUCUGCCAGGCUGAAUUCAGAGAGCCACUCGCUCUGCUCUGUCAGCAUGUGUUCUGCGAAGACUGUCUGUGUCUGUGGUUCGACCGGGAACGGACGUGUCCGCUGUGCCGUGCGGUCGUCGUGGAAACGCCUCGCAGCUGGAAGGACGGCACCACGUCCGCGCACUUUCAGAUCUACUGAUCGGAUGCGACGUGAAACUCCCGUCGAAGCGUCUAGAAAUAAGAUUUGUGUUCACGCCGGAGAAAAUCACACGGUCGGGUGUAGAAACGGUGAAAAGAUGCGUCGAGCCGCAUACAGAAUUUUUAAUCGCAUCUCGAUUCCCAGAGAGUCCCGUCCCGACUCGUAGCACGGACUUUAUCUCCUUUUAAAUCCAUCGGUAGCGCCGUUGCUCUGUCCCGCCGCAUCAGCACUAAUUAAGCGUACCUCUGAUAUAAAAACAACAUCUUGCAGAAAGGAAAAGGCUUGCCAGUUAUGCAGUGUUGCCCUCUACUGUUUCUCCACAGCAGCGUCGUUUAUCUCAUAGCCUUCGAAAAUGCUAAAUCGUGUUCAAAAAUAUUCUAAUGCAUGAUGAUCUAUGACUGUACUUUCAUUUUUACUUACUCGAUUAAAAGCCUCUUUCAGUAACAACCCCCCCACCCCCAGAAAAUCAGUCAAAUUCUUCUCAUUUGCUCAAUUCAAAAGCCUUUUAUUGUCAGAAAUCACAGAAAAUCACAAUAUCAAAAUAGCAGAGGUAAAUCACGUGGAAUAAAAACACACAGUAACGCGAGCUAUGUUCAUAAUCCAGUGUGUAGAAAAGAUCGUAGCGUAUGUAAACAUCGGAUUCACAUUAUGCCGUGUUUGAGUUUGUAGGGACGUUUUUCUACGUUAACACUUCGAGCGACCAUCGAGUCAAAGCCCUUUAUAUAAAAAGCCCUAGAAGAGAUUUGUGUUGAUAGAGAAAUACCUACUGUAGGUCAAAAUACAGCUCCGACAGUUCUAGCGUACACAUCUACGUCGUCAUAAAGAGCCUCGGAUCAGGAGGAAAUAAAAACCAGGAAACUAACGCGAAAGGGAAGAAACUCCUGAAUCGAAAGAAAGACGGAAAGAAACGAAAGACAUUGCCUAAAUUGAAAUAAAUAAACACACAAAUAUGUAUAUACUUAUAUAAACACAGGAAUAAAUACGUCAAAGAAAUCAAUAUACGAAUUCAUGACUGAAGGAAGAAAGAAGCUCGUUCAAAGAGAAUGACUGAAAGAGAGGAAAGAAAGAAACUGCUUAAACUGAAAGAGAAGAAAGGAAGAAGGAAUGUCUAAAAUGGAAAAAGAAAGAAAGCAAUGAUCAUUGUGACCCUGAUCAGGAUAAGGCAGAAAGUGAGAGGGGGUGAGAAAUAAGCGAGAGAACAGAAAAAGAGAAAAUAGAGUAAAGAAAGGAAAUUGCCUAAAUUUAAAGAAAGAUAGAUAGACAGAAAGAAACAAAGAGAAGAAAGAAAGAAAUUGGUGUAAAUAAAGAAAAUACGGAAGAGAGAACAAAAAAAUAAAAAAAGGAGAAAGAAAGAAGAAAAGAGAAUAAAUAAAUAAAUUGCCUGAACUGAAAAAGGUAGAUCGAGUAAAGGUAGGAAGAAAGGAUGAACGAAAGAAGAGGAAAAAAAAUAUGAACGAGGAAAAAAUAGGAAAGGAACAAGAAAGAAAGAUGAGAAAACAAAAAAAAAAAAAGAAAGGAGAAUAAAGAAAAAAAAAAGAGAAUAAAUAAAGAAAUGGCCUAUGCUGAAAAAGAUAGAUAGAGGAAAGAAAGAAACAAUAAGAAGAAAGUAUGAAUGAAAGAAGAGGAAAAAAUAUGAAUGAGGGGGG
This is a messenger RNA of Ictalurus furcatus (blue catfish), 3705 nucleotides long. RefSeq names its product ring finger protein, transmembrane 2 (gene rnft2). The transcript has 11 exons. Gene Ontology annotation, biological process: positive regulation of ERAD pathway. Lineage: Eukaryota; Metazoa; Chordata; Actinopteri; Siluriformes; Ictaluridae. Gene Ontology annotation, molecular function: ubiquitin protein ligase activity. The record is from RefSeq and is a predicted model, not a curated record. The coding region runs from base 728 to 2059 and encodes 443 amino acids.